AGAAUCCGAAGCAAUUCUCGGAGAAAUUGGCUCGGAUAUGCGGCCGUUGUCCGCAAACGGAAUGCUACUCGCCGAAUCCAGAACCCAGAAUGGUUUCUCGGAGUCAUCUCUACGCGGUUUAGGUCGUUUCUCGGAUCAUCUCCAAGAACCCAGAAUCGAUUGACAAUCGUGCGAAUUCCGUCGAUGAUUUGCUCAGCGUUGUGCCUGCGUCGCUUCGCCUUACCUUUCUUGCGCGGCGGAUCUAUCGCCGGAAUUCGACACGGAUCUAUUUCUAAGGCUUUCUUAGUCGCGCCUUCUCAGAUUUUCCCUUGGAUUCUGCAGUCUGAUGGGGAUAAAUUGAUAACAAUGCUGCUGGAUCAACAGCAAGUGGUUUCUCUUGAGGAAGAAUCCAUCGAGAGCUUGGAGAACCAUCAAGUGAGAUUUCUUGGUGAAGCAAUCGUUGUCAAGAAAGCUGAGACUGGAAUGAACAAGGCCCAGUUCUGGAAACUAGAGUCGAUGCCAAACUGCUGCAGCGAAAAUGAAAAUCGAUGGAAGAACUUCAAAGAUGAUGAGACGUACUCCAAGCCGAGGAGAAAUGCUCUCUUUGUUGAGCCUUCGCCGUUUUCUAGUACUGGAUUUGAGACUUUUACCAAUUAUAGAAUCCGGGUCAUAGUCGUUACGACACAUGAAGGUGUUCCCGAAGAGUUUUAUGGAGCCAAAGCCUGUGAAGAGCUCUUUAGCAAUCUGAUUUCUGGAAUUGCCAAGAUUGCAGUAGCUAGAGGAGGGCAGCCACUUGGGCUUCAGAGCGUAUUUAAGACUAGUUGUGAGAUUAUUGAAUCUGGCUGGGCCAAGGAUCGAGCUCUAGUGGACACAUUCAUUAUAGGGUUAGCUUCAGUUAUUCGUGAAAGAAAUGAUGAUAAAGAACAGGCUGAUAGAGAAAAGCAAGUGCGUCUGCUUGCUGAUCUCAAUGAGCUUGCAGUUGAUAGAUGGGGCCGUGUUAAAGUGGCGGAGGAGCCCACAUACAUCACCGUGAAGGAAGAUAACAAUCUUGAGCGUCGAAGCUUGUUAAUGCUCCUUGUGAUCAUUGCAUGGUUCAUUUUGUUGGGUGUGCAGGGAGAUGAAGAAUCAUCUUUCUGA
This is a messenger RNA of Thlaspi arvense, 1116 nucleotides long. Lineage: Eukaryota; Viridiplantae; Streptophyta; Magnoliopsida; Brassicales; Brassicaceae. The record is from the annotation of a GenBank genome assembly.